AUGUGGUUUCCAUUUGGAUGUGGACGGUUAUGGUUGUUUUGCGUGUUCACCGAGUUCUUCCAGACGGUUGACGGUGUGCAGCUAAGCCGCGAUCGAAAGACGAUUGUCUUCACGUACAAUCCCGCGCAUCGCAUCACAGCACCAGACGCGGAGGCGACGGUUGAGCACGGGCUGACAAUGGUGCAUUUCACGCACACUCGUUUCGUGGACCUGUCAGACACCGUCAAUCUGACCAGCAUGCCAUACCUGCACGGCGUGGUGGAUGCUUUCAAAGUGGAUCAUCCUGCUGUGGGUGGGCGAGGCCUGGAAGGCGCUGACAGCUGCAACGAUGCAGAGGAGCUGGUGGAGAGCAGGUUGCGUUCCUACUUCAUGGUGGCCGCUGCUGGUUCACCUGCACAGCAUGUAUUCGGCCGGCAUGUAUUCUCCAGCCUUACACAUGUCUCUUGUCUUAUUUUUUCAGACUUCCAUCACUCGCAAACUAUUGUGUAG
Messenger RNA from Closterium sp. Yama58-4, 489 nucleotides. NCBI's taxonomy places the organism in Eukaryota, Viridiplantae, Streptophyta, Zygnematophyceae, Desmidiales, Closteriaceae. The record is from the annotation of a GenBank genome assembly.